AGUGCGUUUUGAACAAUUUACGGCAGUGGGUAGACGAAAAUUUCAAAGAAACCAGGACACCCACUGUGAGGAUAAAGAGUUGUAUUGUCGUGCAUAACGUUAUCAUAUAUGUAAAUAUAAAACGACUUCAAGUUAAACGAAACACUGACGAUGAGUUUUUGAUCAUUGUCGUGGAGGAACGUCUCUGGAUCAAACGUGAAACUGAAACAAACUGAAAAAGCAGCAACGCUACAAGGCUAAGCCAAAAAGCUAGCUAGCUAAUUGAGGGAGAAGCACUACUCUCAAUCGGGUUCAAGUGACCCUAGGCGCAAUGCUGUUGACCGUAUUUUGCGCACCGAGAGACAGCUCGGAAACGACAUUUGCCCUCGAGGUGUCCCCGGACCUUGAACUUAGGGACUUCAUGGCUCUUUGCGAAUUAGAAUCGGGAAUACCGGCCGGGGAGAUCCAGAUCUCUUAUGCAGAGCAACCCUUAAGAGACCCCACCCGCUCCUUGGGGACUUAUGGCCUGAAGGAUGGAGAUGUGCUGGUGCUCAGACAGGCAGAGAGACGGCCUCCAGCUCAGCCUUCCUUCCCAGGUCUUCCUCGUAUCGACUUCAGCAGCAUUGCAGUCCCAGGCACCUCCAGAGGCCAAUCAGCACGGAAGCCUCCACAGUCAGCACAGCCGCGCACAAACACACCCCAGCAACGCCCUGGCCCUGCUGCUGCUCCUGCUGCUGCUGCUGCUGCUGCUGCCCCUGCCGCCACGGGUGGUGCCUCCCCCGCCUCUCCUCAGGGAUUGGACGACCCCUCGCUGCUCAGAGAAAUGCUGCUGGCUAACCCCCACGAGCUGUCCCUGCUGAAGGAGAGGAACCCUCCGCUGGCUGAGGCUCUACUCAGUGGAGACCUGGAGCGUUUUACCAAGGUGCUACAGGAGCAACAACAGGACCGUGCACGCAGGGAGCAGGAAAGGAUCCGACUGCUCACAGCCGACCCCUUUGACUUGGAGGCCCAGGCCAAAAUAGAGGAGGAUAUCAGACAGCACAACAUUGAGGAAAACAUGACUAUUGCUAUGGAGGAGGCACCUGAGAGCUUUGGUCAGGUGGUCAUGCUGUACAUCAACUGCAAAGUAAACGGACAUCCUGUCAAGGCCUUUGUGGAUUCAGGUGCUCAGAUGACCAUUAUGAGCCAGGCAUGUGCAGAGCGCUGCAAUAUCAUGCGGCUGGUGGACCGACGCUGGGCUGGCAUUGCCAAGGGUGUGGGCACGCAGAAGAUCAUUGGCAGAGUGCACUUAGCUCAGGUGCAGAUAGAAGGGGAUUUCCUGCCCUGCUCCUUCUCCAUUCUUGAGGAUCAACCCAUGGAUAUGUUACUGGGACUGGACAUGCUGAAGAGACACCAGUGCUCCAUUGACCUGAAGAAGAGUGUCCUUCUGAUCGGCACCACGGGCUCAGAGACACGCUUCUUGCCCGAAGGAGAGCUGCCGGAGUGCGCUAAGUUGGCCUACGGUCCGGAGGGCCGUGAGGAGCCCAGAGCUGAAGAGAUAGCUGACCGCGAGCUGGCCGAGGCCAUCGAGAGAUCCGUGCAGGAGAGCGUAGACACUGAAGAUGGACAAACUACCUCAUCUCGAUCAGCGCCAAAACACUUUUACAAACCAUUCAGCAAAGCCCCUAGUCCCUCUCCCUCCACCUCAGGAGCCCAGGGUCGGAUCUUGGACCGCUCCCAGUCCGCACCGACCCCCCUGCCCCCCAUCCAUGUCCCUGAGCCAAACUCUCCCAAUCUGGACUCUCCUCUCCUCCCGUCUAGCGCGCCGCGGUCUGUUCCCCUUCCACUAGCCCAGGAGAAGCCGCCUCCUGCCCCAUCCUCUCUUCAGGAAAGUCAGCAUAAUGUCCCAUCCUGUUCCCGGCCCGUUCAGCCACCUGUCCCAUCCCAACCCCCAGAGAUGCAAGAUCCAGUGCCAUCUGUCCAUCAGGAUACACAAUCUUCUGUUCCAUCUAGUCUACAAGACCCACUCCCUCCCCAUGAACCUUGUCUUAAGACAACUGACACUCCUUCCCCAAGCAGUGCCCCACCUCAGGGCCCUGGGUUGAGCUGUCAGGAGCCUGCCUCUGCCACAGUGGAGGAUAUGGACAGUCACACGGAAAUGGACAAACUCGAGCUCGGCUCUUUGGAGACACCGGAGCACAGGGAGAGCUCUGGGUCUGGGGAGGCUUGUCCCCUACCUCCUAAGGAGCUUGUUCACCCGGAGAUGGGCCUGUGCAAGACCAGUGCUGCCAAACGGACGUGCUCACCGCCCCCAGAGAACGGACAUGACGCGGGGGGCAAGCGCUCACCACUUCUUGUCACUUCAGACGCCAAAAAGACCUUUGACCCGCCAAGCCUUGUCGCGCCACCCUGCAUGCCCUCAGAACAGUCCACCUCAGAAGAGAGCAUGGAGGAGCCAGAACGGGAGGAUGACUUGGAGCGGGACCAGCCUGAGGGAGGCAGCUCUAGCAGCAGCAGCAGCAGCAGCAGCAGCAGCAACAACGGCAAUGGCAGCAGCAGCAAUGGCAGCAAUAACAUCCCCUCUCUGGCACAGGCCUUGAAGGAGCUCCAUCAGCUGCUGGUGUCCAACCGCGCUCUCUCUCCCCCUACUGGCAGACUGGAUGCUGAUGGCUUGGAUCAGCAAACGCCCUCUACUGCUAAUUCACCUGCUCCGGUUCAGGAUGCGCCGGACACCGACGAAACACUGCCCCCAUGCCCAUCUGAAACUGAGCCAGGGCACAGCGCGGACAUCCCGGCACCCGCUGGUGACUUGGCUGAGGCUCCAGAAAGAGAAGAAGCAGUGGGCUGCCGGCCAGACACACACCCCCUGGUGGACAUGGGGGACUGCGAUGAGAGAGAUGGCCGGUCGGAGGCGCAAGAGGCCCUCCCACCUGAGGAGGACAUGACCGAACGUGAGCCCCCCGAGGGUCAGCAGGGGAGGGGGGAGGCGGACGGCCGGGACUCCGGCGCCGACGCCCCUGACUUGCCCUCCGGCCAAUCCGACCAGCAGAGACCCCUCUCUCUGGCCGUGGGCUCCUCCAUCGAAGAGCCUGUGGGCGGCUGCUCAGCCUCUCCUGCCCCCUCCACUCCCAGCCCUCUCGCUGCUCCUGCUGCUCCCGCCGCCCCCACCACCCCGGCGGCCGAGCGCUUCCCUGCAGAGGACAUCCAGAGAGUCCAGGCGGCUGGCUUCUCGGCGCAGGAGGCGGUCCAGGCGCUGGAGCAGGCCCAGGGCUGUGUGGAGCUGGCGCUGCUGCUGCUGCUGGCACGCAAGAUCAGUGUGCCCACAUAGACUAGAGCCACCCACUGACAGACCUUAGUCUGUCUGAUAUGCGUAGCACGACCUCUCCUACCACUCACGACACCCUGUGGGCCUGGUCUCUUCUCUAGUCCACUGGUGUUCAGUCAGUCUUGCUCUCUCUCUCUCUGUGUUAAUGCAGAAUUUAUGUGCACGUGUGGUGGGUCCAUAGACAUGUUUGAGUAGGUGAUUCCAUCAGCUUUGAUGUCAGAGGGUGUGCACUUUUUGGCAAAUGUUUGCAUGUAGCCUCUGCAGGUUCCCAGCAGUCAGUCAACAGCCAACACUGUCAAUGUUGGGAUUUGAGUGGUGAUUUAAGUUGCAGGCUUUCAGUAUGUUUGUGAAGACAUUGCCUUGUCUAUCAACGGAAAGGGUCUCUUGAUGAUGGAUCAUAAUAAUUAAGAGUGUAUAUGAAUGCUCUUUAUAAUCAUGAGCAUCAUCUGGCAAAAACAAAUCUAGAGGGAAUUUUGGAAGGACAGAGGCUUUUCCCUCUAUAAAGAGCAAAAAGCCCCUUGGAAACUUUAUCUCCUGAAAUAGAACAAAUGUUCCGAGAUACUGAGGUUGAGGAUGUGGGAGAAUUCAUUUUCAUGUGCUGUGUAGGCAGUAUAGAAUGCAGCCAAGACUGCCAUACCCAUGCACAGGCUGGAGAAUCUCAUGACUGGAGAAUCUCACAAAGCAUAUUUGCUCUGUCCAUAAAUUUGCUAAUGCCACUGUUUUUGUACAACUUUGACUGUCAUCAGAUUACAAUGGGUCUUUUUCUUUCCAGAUACAGAAUAUAAAUAUACAACUUGCAUUAUCCAAACUAUUUUUCAAACUGUGGUGAUUACACACUGUGGAAAUUUGGGGACAGACUAUAGAGGUGCUUUUGUGUCUUAUUUUCAUCUUCAUUUCAGGCAAUAAUCUUUUUUUUCUCUUUGUUGCCAAUCCUGGAUAACUUGAUGUGUGUAUCUUGUGUACACCCACAGGAAAAAAAAUGCUUUCCAUCAUCAUAUUUUGUCUUUGACGUUAAGUGAUAAAGGGUUGGGUUUUUUUCUUGGUUAUUAUUAAAAAAAUAAAAAACAUUGUUAUGAAAGGGUGAGUGUGGUGAGUAGAAGUUUUUUUUUUUUUUAUGUGAAAUUGUGAUAGAACAUCAGUUCUGUGGAGUACACACAGCGAUCUCUCCAGGAAUGUCAUGGCAGUCUCCAUUAUAUCCCGAUGAUUUACCCUAAUAUGUGUAUUGUUUUUAAUUGGCCGAAUAUCGUAAGUAAUGUCAUAGUCCUGGCGAAUCCUUUCCAGCUGUCACGUCCUUCAGACAUGUGUCUUGUCAUAUCUGUGCAUUUUCAAUGUAGUCUCGGGCCAGGUAGCAACAACAUUCAGAAUAUUUCAGUUACUCUGUUUGAUCUUGUAUACGAUUUGAAAAAAUAAAUAAAAACUGGUUCUUUAUAUUUUA
Molecule: messenger RNA, 4718 nt
Organism: Alosa sapidissima (American shad)
Lineage: Eukaryota; Metazoa; Chordata; Actinopteri; Clupeiformes; Clupeidae
Gene: ddi2
Product: DNA-damage inducible protein 2
Exons: 9
Coding region: 311-3286 (991 amino acids)
Biological process (GO): proteolysis
Molecular function (GO): aspartic-type endopeptidase activity; protein binding
Source: RefSeq, a predicted model, not a curated record